GUGAGAGAGAGGAGGGGGGCUCGCCGCGACGUUCCAUUCCCGGGGACGUUCCAUUCCCUGGGAGCUCGCGCUGCGGCUGCUUGCUCCUUUUGCAAAAAGGCUAGGAGAUUGCACGGCGUCGGCGGGUUGCAAUAGGAAAGAGCGAAGUGUCCGUCCCGUGCAAUGGCCGAUUGUUCCUCCGUGUUGGAAAGAAGGCAACGCGUCGGCUGGGGUUUUGCAUUGCGCUUGCAUUGCCGAGAAAACCCCACUCGCCCGGCGGAUUCUUCGUAGAAAGGAGACAGUGUGUGGAGGGAGGGAAGAGGAGAGAGCCAACAGGGAGAGAGGUGCAGCGAGCAGGAGCGGCUGCUGCAUCUAGUGCCCAAGGAGGAGGAGGAGGAGGAGAAAGUAGAGCAUGAAAUCCCGAGGAGGUUGAGCUGAGAAGGAAAAAGCUGGGAGAGAUGCAACUGGUGUAACUGAGUCACCCUUUUGGGAGAGAGAGAGAGAGAGAGCUACUCCUGGGAGGCUCCUUUGCGGAUGAGCCAAUGAGGGACCCUGCUUCCCAGCUCCCUGACUGGAUGGAGCCUUGUUGUCUUUUAAAUGCACGGCUGCUGCUUGGUCUUGGCCUCUGAAGCGAGCGAGAGGCUCCUUUGCAAGGAGGGAGGCUCCGCGGUCCCAGCCCGAAGCAGGCUCCUCGGCUGGGCCUCCCUGCUGCUGCCGCUGCUGCUGCCUCUGGCGCCCGGGGGAGAUGCUGCUGGCCUCGGCGGUGGUGGCGGUGUGGGAAUGGCUGAACGAGCACGGGCGCUGGCGGCCCUACAGCCCCGCCGUCAGCCACCACAUCGAGGCCGUGCUCCGGCAGGGCUUGCCCCGCACCGGCGGCAGCGUGGUCCUGGGCCAAGCCGAGCCCCGCCUCGCCCCCUACAUCCUCGACCUCCACUCCAUGCACCAGUUCCGCCAGGACACCGGCACUAUUCGCCCAGUGCGGCGCAGCUAUUAUGAUCCCUCCUCAGCCCCAGGAAAAGGCGUGGUAUGGGAGUGGGAGAAUGACAAUGGCACCUGGACCCCCUAUGAUAUGGAGGUGGCUAUCACCAUCCAGCAUGCUUAUGAGAAACAGCAUCCCUGGAUUGACCUUACUUCCAUUGGCUUCUGUUACAUCAUUGACUUCAGCACCAUGGGGCAGAUCAACCGCCAGACUCAACGCAAACGCCGUGUCCGCCGCCGACUUGACAUGGUCUACCCGCUGGUCACUGGCACCUUGCCCAAAUCCCAGUCAUGGCCAGCAAGCCCUGGUGUAGCCAGCACUCCCCCUGCUCCUGCCUGCACCUGUCCACAGUGCCUCCUUGUCAUGAGCAUCAAGGCAGCAGUAGCUGCUGGGAGCAACGGAGGGUCUGGAGCUACAGUGAGCCAACAGCAGCCACAUCAACCGCAGCCACCUCCACGGAAGGCCAUUUCCCUUUCUGGGAGUAGCAAACUUCCCACUCCAGCCUCAGUUCACAAGCCCCAAGAUGGAACAGCCACAAUGCGCAGCUCCUUGAAGACCCUGGCAUCUCAAGUGAGCCGGAGGCAGGCAGCCAGCACACCAGCCCUUACCACAACAAACUCUCCUGCCAGCCCUCCUGGUGCCAACGGAAAGGUGACCCGUGCCAGCCUUAAUACACUGAACCGCACCAACCUGCAGCGCCUGGCAAUUGCACAGUCCCGUGUCCUGAUUGCCUCAGGGGUCCCUACAGUUCCUGUGAAAAACCUCAAUGGCUCAAGCCCAGUCAAUCCAGCACUGGCAGGAAUCACAGGGAUCCUCAUGAGUGCCGCAGGGCUGCCUGUUUGCCUCACUCGACCUCCAAAGCUGGUUCUGCAUCCCCCUCCAGUCAGCAAGAGUGAAAUCAAACCUAUCCCUGGGAUCUCCAGUACUUGCCGCAAGACCACCAAGAAGCAGGCCAAGAAAGGUAAAACCCCUGAAGAAGUUUUGAAAAAAUACUUACAGAAGGUGCGCCAUCCACCUGAUGAGGAUUGUACCAUCUGCAUGGAACGCCUCUCUGCCCCUUCAGGCUACAAAGGACCUCAGCCAGCCAUCAAGCCAGAUUUGGUGGGCAAGCUCGCCAAGUGUGGCCACAUGUAUCACCUCCACUGCCUUGUGGCCAUGUACAACAAUGGGAACAAGGAUGGGAGCUUGCAGUGUCCAACUUGUAAAACUAUCUAUGGUGUGAAGACAGGCACCCAGCCUCCUGGAAAGAUGGAGUAUCAUCUUAUUCCCCAUUCAUUGCCUGGACACCUUGACUGUAAAAGCAUCCGAAUUAUAUACAACAUCCCACCAGGGGUCCAGGGACCAGAGCAUCCAAAUCCUGGGAAAAGCUUCACUGCCAGGGGUUUCCCUCGGCACUGUUAUCUCCCAGAUAGUGAAAGAGGUAGAAAGGUGUUGAAACUGCUGUUGGUAGCCUGGGAUCGGCGGCUGAUCUUUGCCAUUGGCACCUCAAGCACCACUGGCGAGUCUGACACAGUGAUCUGGAACGAGAUUCACCACAAGACAGAAUUUGGCUCCAAUCUCACUGGCCAUGGCUACCCCGAUCCCAACUAUUUAGAUAAUGUGUUGACUGAGCUGGCUGCUCAAGGCAUUACAGAGGAGAGUGUAGCUCAGGAAAAGGAUUGAGAGUGUGGGAGGAGAGGAGGAAGGCAUUGCCUGGGGGUGGAGCUGCCAAUAUAGCAGUAUUCCAUGGAUCCAGCUCCAUCCCCUAUCUGCUGUGCCUGCUCUGUCCUCUCCUCCUGCUCUUCCUCCUCCUGCCACAGCUACCAUCUGCCUCUUAAAAGGGCCGCCUUUGCCACUACAACAGUCUACAUAGGGGCCUUGCUUGGAUGAGAAGCUACUGACCUGCUACCCUGUGGCGCUCAUAGCACUUGGCUCACCAGAGCAAACAAACCUGGGAGAGUUUUCUCCCAGUUCAUCUCAACCAUGGGGUGGAGUGUCCUCAUGAAGCCUGAGGUUAUAUUAACCUUACAGCAGCUUCAUGUUUGUAGCUCAGACACCUGGCCUUGCCCCUUCUUAGGGGUGUGGUGGCAUCUUUGUGUGGGGAAACUAGAGACCCACUUUAAAUUCUGUGAAAAACAAGUAUGCCUUAGGGGCAGGCAGUCCCAUAAGGAAUCUGGUGGUACUACUCAGGAGCUAAGAAAGUGGCUCCAUUCCAAAGGCAUUAAAACCAAUCCUGGUCUUUGUUAUCAUCCUCUCUCUCUUGCCCAGCUAGGUGCCUGCUUCCAUGUUGUCAUGUCUCUGCUUCUUUCAUGUUAUGGGCACCCUGUGAGUCAGAGAUGUGCUGUUUCCUGGUCUGAUACUUCCCUCCCUAUCAGCCUCAUGCAUUAUGGGGCUGCCUCACCCAGUCCUGUUCCAAGAAAGCUAAGAAGCAGUCCUGUUUCCUGCUAGGCUCUGUCCCAAUUCCAUAGGGUGAAGUAGGCUGGAAAUUUCUUCUCUUCAGUACAUUCCAAACUAGGCCAGGUAUAUGCAAGUUUUUGUUGUACAAUGUGAAGCAGACUAAAGCAGAAUUAAGCAUGUUGACAGGUGGUCUUCGGACUGAAUCUUAAGCAGGAGGAGUCAGGCUCUUGCAUCCCUGAAUUUUAUGUAUCAGAAUUUGACCCACAUAUGCCUGUCUCCAAUAGAGUCACUCUUUUUCAGACCAAGUCAGAACUAUUUCUUGCUCUUGGUAGCUGGAUCUUCUGGACCCAACUGAACUCUCUGAUGCAAUACUAACUUGGUUAAAGUUUUAAGUCAGGUCUCGAGAUCAAUACAGAGCCAUGUGCCCCAAACUUUCUCUCUCUGUUCUGUUAAUUGCAUCCUUGUGGGGUUGUUUUCUGUCUGAUCUUCUUUCUGUUAGGGAUUAGAAUUAUUGGAGUUAGGGAGAUGGUGAAGGGUGAGACAUUUUGUAGUUUUGCCCCGUAUCUUCCCAGGUGGGUUCUUUGAACUAUUUGUAUGGGGGAGUCCCCUGGAUAUGGAUUUAAAUUUAUUUUACCUCAUGUUUUGGGGAUUUGUCGUAUAUAUGUGUAUAUUUAUAUAUAUAUAUUUGUAAUGUAUGAGAAAGACUCUGAAGUUAGGAUGUAUAACACAAUGGUACUUAAGUUAGACCUGGAGGCUAAGUGCUACUGUUGAUGUGGUUUGCCAUGGUAGAGGCAGGAGUAGGCAACCUGGUAUUUUCCAGAUGAAUGUGAUUACAAGCCCUGCUGGGCCCAGUAAACAUGAUCAACAUCCAGUGAUUAUCGAAGUUACAGUCCAACAACAGAUAGAGGGUAACAGGUAACCUACCCCUGGUACAGAAAUGAGACUGGUUGUCAUCUUGAAAUGAUUACACUAACAGUCCCAUCAAGUCCAUGCCCACAUCUCCCCCUCCCUCUCUUUAGUGUUUUAAUCAAUAAGAUGUUGGCUUUUUAAAGAUCUUAACAACCCUGGUGAAAUGGCUUGUGAGGCAGACUUGGAUGAGAAAAGAAGGGAUGGGAAAGAGUGAGGGGGUAGUGUGUGAGAGUAAAAAGGAGCUUGCCUGUGAAGGUGAAUGACUGUAUAUCUGCCCAGCUUGGUGGUGGUGGCAGCGGUGGCACAGUAUGCGUGAAAGAGAAGGAGCCCAGAGGCAUCAUGGGGGUUGUUAAGUCUGCAGCAUACCUUCAAAGUUACUAAGAAAAAUUAUGGAGCUUUUAGAUCCGUGUAACCUCAAGGUUCUCAGCAGCACUCUCUUUAAGAGCAUACUAAUAUUCCAAUGAGCCAGCUUCCUUCUGAAAAUCUAAAUUGGUUUCAGAAAUUAUUCUCUCUUGGCCUUUAAUGGGGAAGCUAAAAUAAUGUUCUACUUGUCCUUUCCUAACUCUGUAUCCCCUAAGAGUACAUUCUUUAAUCUUUACCGCUGUUACUUUUUAAUGAUGGUAACAAGGAGCCAUGGAAUAGCAUCACAUCCAGAAAUUCCUCCUUUCUCAGUAAAUCUCAACAAGGCAUUUUCCUUUUGGGUUCACAGUGACACAUGUCCUCCCUUUUGUAGAUUUGAUUUGCUCAAGUGGUGAUUUUAAAGAACAAAAAGUCGAGUUACAAGCAAGUUCCCUUAUCCCUUCUCAACAUGUUGUUGUCCUUUCCCAGCCCCUUCCUCCAAGCCUCCCUCUUUUCAGGGCAGCCAUGGCAUUCUCUCAGUUGUGACUUAGCCUCCAGGAUAGGAAAGGGUUUUUGAAGGGUGACCUUCUAGCCACUAUCAUCUCCCAGUUGAAGGGGAUCAACUUGCUUUUUAUUUCACUUUCUUUUGUCUGAUUGAUUUCUUCCUUUAAUUCUUCUGCUAUUAAUAAUUUUAUACUUCAUCGAGAAUGAUCAGCCUGAUGUGACACUGUCAUGGGAAAUGAUGGGCAGGGUCCUUUUCCUCCCCUCUUGUCCUUGUCAUGUCCCAGAGCAGGUUGUGUGGGUGCUGGUAGUGGUUUUAGGGGAGGGGGUGUGGGCGGGCGGGGGAGUGAAGAGCCAUGUUGUAUAUUGUUCGUUCGUUGUUUGUGAACGGGUGCGUUUUGCCCGUCUCUAGUUUGUUGCAUUGUGUGAGGAUGACACUCUUGGGGGUGUAACAAUAAAAGGAAAAUUCCACUGCCAGCUUGAA
Sceloporus undulatus (fence lizard) is the source of this 5567-nucleotide messenger RNA. It is a transcript of the gene DTX4, whose product is annotated as deltex E3 ubiquitin ligase 4. Gene Ontology annotation, biological process: Notch signaling pathway; protein ubiquitination. NCBI's taxonomy places the organism in Eukaryota, Metazoa, Chordata, Lepidosauria, Squamata, Phrynosomatidae. Gene Ontology annotation, molecular function: ubiquitin protein ligase activity; zinc ion binding. The record is from RefSeq and is a predicted model, not a curated record. Gene Ontology annotation, cellular component: nucleoplasm. The transcript has 9 exons. The coding region runs from base 725 to 2620 and encodes 631 amino acids.